GAAUGUCUUGCGGAUCGCCGGUUGCUAGUUGGGGGAGGAAGUGAGACGGCUUUUGAUUGGGCGCUUGCACCGAAGUGUGUUAGCUGGAGGUAUGCUGCUGUUCUGCCCGGGCUGCGGAAACGGACUAAUUGUGGAGGAGGGGCAGCGUUGCCAUCGCUUCGCCUGCAACACUUGCCCCUACGUCCAUAAUAUCACCCGUAAGGUAACAAACCGAAAGUAUCCAAAGCUAAAAGAAGUGGAUGAUGUGCUUGGUGGAGCAGCUGCCUGGGAGAAUGUGGACUCUACUGCAGAACCAUGUCCAAAAUGUGAACAUCCCCGUGCCUACUUCAUGCAGCUUCAGACCCGUUCUGCAGAUGAGCCAAUGACCACCUUCUAUAAGUGCUGCAAUGCUCAGUGUGGACAUCGCUGGAGAGAUUAAGGGCAGGACUUGCCCAGCUGCAAGCAUGAAUUUUGUGUACUGAAGGUCUUUGCUAUAUGAUAGGAAGCUGACUCUUCUGUGGUGGAGGACCAGGGUAAAACAACUCAUCUGCAAGUUAGCAGAUAAAGUCCUUAAUGCAUAGGGGCCUCAGGUCCUUGGGAGAUCCACAUAAGGAUGCUCACUUGGGUUCAGGUCCUGUUCUUUACCAUUCAAACUAGGAACUUGGUUUGUAGUCAGUAAAAAAUUUUUUUGGUGUUUCGAGAUGGGUUUUCUCUAUGUAGACCAGGUUGACCUUGAACUCAGUUAUCUGCCUUCCUCUGCCUCAGGAGUGCUGGGGUUGAAGGUGUGUGCCACCACUGCCAGUGAUAAUCUUGAACCUUGUAAUCUUUUUUGCCUCUGUCUCAAAAGUGUUAGGAUUAUGGGCAUGUGAGCCUUAUGCAUGCUAGACAAGUACUCUACCAACUGAGCUAUAUCUCUAGCCCUUUUUUCUUUCUAGAGAAAUUAUGAAAAAUACUUAUAAAAAUACUGAAAAUCGUUUUAAAAUUCUGGAAUUACAUGAUUCAUCUUGUAUGAUUUAAUAACUAAACAAAACUGCCAGGCAGUGGUGGCACACGCCUUUAAUCCCAGCACUUAGGAGGCAGUCAGGCAGAUUUCUGAGUUCGAGGCCAGCCUGGUCUACAGAGUGAGUUCUAGGACUACACAGAGAAACCCUGUUUCGAAAAACAAACAAACAAAAAAAAAACUAAACAAAACUAUUCUGUGAGUUGGACUGUUGGACUUUCUGGAUGAUUUUGAUAGGAAUUUAAA
Molecule: messenger RNA, 1225 nt
Organism: Mastomys coucha (southern multimammate mouse)
Lineage: Eukaryota; Metazoa; Chordata; Mammalia; Rodentia; Muridae
Gene: Polr3k
Product: RNA polymerase III subunit K
Exons: 3
Coding region: 92-418 (108 amino acids)
Biological process (GO): termination of RNA polymerase III transcription; DNA-templated transcription
Cellular component (GO): RNA polymerase III complex
Molecular function (GO): zinc ion binding; DNA-directed RNA polymerase activity; nucleic acid binding
Source: RefSeq, a predicted model, not a curated record